UCAGGCUUUGGCUUCCUGCUGCGGAAUGAGGGGAUGAACUCCGAAGGGAGGACGCUCAGGCCUUGGAGGAAAUGAGAGCUUGGACGACAGGAGGGCCUGGACUUGUGAAGACACAUGGACACCCACAAGCACAAAGACAUGGAUGUGUGACAGCGGACCAAGGGGCAUGCAGAUAUGUAUGCAUGGUGCACAUAGGCACUCUGGGCACAGCCCACUGGCACCGUCAACCCCUGUGUGGUGGCCUGCAUCCCACCCUUCAGGCAGGCCCCGUGGGGCAGGUGUCAGGGAGGAAGGAGGCUGAGUGGGCGUCUGAGGACGCAGCCACCACCGCUCCCUGGCACUGCAUCUGUGUCCAGGAUCUAGGAGGCACUCUUCCAACACUGAGCCCCAAGAUGACUGUCACACCUUGGUCUAAAGCAGGGGCCGGGCCUCAGCCCUAGCCCCUGCCCUGGAGGACCACACAGAGCCUCCAGCUGGGGCGUAUCUGGUUUCUGGGGGCGGAGGUGGCGGAGGUGGGGGCGAUACCCAGAGGAGGAAGAAGGGAUUCUGAGAGAGCCCGGCAGGCUCCAAGCCUCAGGCUGGAGCUGGGCUUGGGGCAAGGAAAGACCAGGUGCGAGGGCAGAGCCAUGCGGCCCGACCCCUGCAGCACGACUGUACCUGCAUGUGGUCUCCCCCAGCUCCUGCCCAUGCUUCUGGGUCUGGACUUUGCCACGUCUGACCAAAAGCCACCGCAAACCCACUCAAGCCAAAAGAGGAAGUGGCCAUUAGGCACAACUGGUUAGACUGGCAGG
Messenger RNA from Rhinopithecus roxellana (golden snub-nosed monkey), 791 nucleotides. RefSeq lists its product as uncharacterized. The record is from RefSeq and is a predicted model, not a curated record. Lineage: Eukaryota; Metazoa; Chordata; Mammalia; Primates; Cercopithecidae.